Molecule: messenger RNA, 1086 nt
Organism: Microthlaspi erraticum
Lineage: Eukaryota; Viridiplantae; Streptophyta; Magnoliopsida; Brassicales; Brassicaceae
Source: the annotation of a GenBank genome assembly
AUGUCUCUGCUUUUCAAUCUGUUCGCAGAACUCUCAGUUGAAGAGGAAGAAGAUAACAAGGCUCGCUUCAUCUUCUCCUCAUCUCCACGUAAGCAAACCCCUUAUAUGAUACUUGAAGGUAACAAAGUAGGAGAGUCUUGUUCAGAAGAGGAAAAAAUCAUUGUGAAAUUCAAGUUAUUGGAUCUUAACAAGGAAGAGAUCAUCCAUGUUACCCACAAGGCAUUUCCAAAGUUGUUGUACGAAGAGUCACGAGUCAUUGGAAGCUCUCGUGGCUGGACAGCUUUUAUGAGCAAACAUGAUGGAACCGUACAUCUAAGCGACGCGUUGACCAAUCUCGUGUCCACAAGAGUCAUGACUCUGCCUUCACUUUCUGAUCCUUUGCGUCUUAGAUCCAGUGCAAUCAUAAACGUCUCCAUAUCUUCUCCUCCUGAUGAAGAUGACGGUUACGUAGUGUUCGUCAAGUUCUUAGGCCCUGACCUCUAUUAUUGUAGACCUAAUCGGGUCUCGCGAUGGACGAAGAUCGAUAUGAUUUAUCAAUCACAUAUAAACUUAUGUGAUGUCAUUUAUUCACCAGGAACCGAAAUGUUGUUCCUCGUGAUAACAGGAGCGAGUUUCUUGCUUUGUUAUGAUCUCAAUAUGAACGAAAGGUAUACGAGGCUGCAUCUCAUCAAGUACCCGAAGAUGGCACAGUCCGAGUGGGAGUUGUUGGCUUUGUGUUCCAAGACGGACCAAUUGGUUGAGUAUGAGUCAUCAUGUGACAAAUGUUUCAUCGUGAGACGGUACGUGGAGACAUAUGACCAAGGGGACAAAGAGAUUGUAUUCAACAAAAUCAAGAGAUUCAUGGUGUUUCAGCUACAUAAACAAUUGAAGAAUGGAGACAUUACGGCUAAAUACACCAAAGACAUUGGAGAUCUCUGCGUUUUCUUUGGCAAGAAUGAGACAUUUUGUGUUGAUGCAAGCAAAUAUCCUGGACUUAAGCCUAACUCUAUAUACUACGUUGGAUAUGGUAUCAUCGGCGUUUACGACAUUGGUGACGAAAAAUUCCAACACUUAACUCCAUCUAUGCCUCUCAACUGGCCUCUUUAA